Umbelopsis ramanniana AG is the source of this 585-nucleotide messenger RNA. RefSeq lists its product as uncharacterized. Lineage: Eukaryota; Fungi; Mucoromycota; Umbelopsidomycetes; Umbelopsidales; Umbelopsidaceae. Bases 80 to 316 code for a protein of 78 amino acids. The transcript is spliced from 2 exons. The record is from RefSeq and is a predicted model, not a curated record.
UUUUGGAAGGCACAAAAAUUUGCUUCACAUUCUCCCCUCACAAAAACUCCUCCCACUUUAGACCACACACAACGGCACUAUGGGCAAGUCAGCACAAUCAGAAAUGUCGAACCCUCUCGUUGAUCGUACCGAGGGCAUUCAUGCACUUACCAGAGCCGAAGAGGAGAAUUGCUUCAAAGAGCUGAAAAAGAAUGCCCUUAAGAAAUGUGAAGUUCCCAUUAAAGAAUUUGUCGACUGCAGUAAGGAGCACAAUGUUACAGUUGCUUGGAGUUGUCGCGACAAAAACAAAGCUAUGAACAAAUGCUUGAACCUAUAGUAAGUGCUGCUUACUCAGUUGUUGCUAAAGCGAGUGAGUUUAACUUAACCCAUGGCUUCGCUAUUACAGCACUGCGCAAGAUGAGCUCGACAAGCUGAAGCUUGCCAAACUUGCUUCCAAGAAGGCUGCACAACAGUAAAAACUCUCACGAUCGUUCCUUCAAGACUCUAUAGAACUGUAUUAAUGAUAGCCUAAGAAUAACCAUGUCUGACUUUAAGGCUUCCCAUACUUCAUCUUCAAACCGCCAUAGAAUCCACCCAUCUCAUUUU